AUGACAUCCUGGACUGUCAUGACGAAAGAUGAGCUCGAAAGGCAGUAUUCACCCAGCCGGUGGUCACACAGGAUGGCGGCAGACGAUGUGAUCAAGGCCCACGUCAAGGCUUUAAAGGAAGGAACAGAGCGUGCACGCAAUCUCGCUCAAACGUUACUCAACGUGCCCUAUGGAGAAGGUGAAGGCGAAAAACUAGAUGCCUACAUCCCAACCACCAACUCCCUCGACGUACCUCUUGUUAUUUACUUCCAUGGAGGAUACUGGCAAUUUCUCAGUAAGGAGGAGUCCGGAUUCAUGGCAGUCCCACUCAUUGAGAAAGGCGUAGUAGUGGUGGCGGUGGGCUACGACAUUGCCCCCAGAGGUAACAUGGACUUGAUGGUCUCUCAGGUGCGCAGAAGUGUCGUGUCAGUCGUGCAGCAGUAUUCUCAUAUCAGCGGCUUGUAUCUGUGCGGGCACUCUGCCGGCGCUCACCUGGCUGCCAUGGUUCUUUCCACCGACUGGUCGCAGUAUAGCAUCAUACCUCAAAUCAAAGGUGCUUUUCUUGUCAGUGGUAUCUAUGACCUCUUGCCCAUCUUGUCUACAUACGUGAACGAACCAUUGAAAAUGACUGAGGAGGUUGCAAUAAGAAACAGCCCCAGCAAGUUGAUCCCACAGCUCAAACUCUCCUCCUCAGGCUGCCACAUUGUUGUAGCUGUCGCUGAGAAUGACUCACCAGAGUUUCGCAAGCAGUCAGAAGAUUACUACAAUACUCUGAAGGCAACUGGACUGAAUGCAACCUUGGAAGAUGUGUUGAACACUGACCAUUUCAGUAUCAUAGAGCAGCUAGUUGAUGGCAAUUAUCAUCUCACAAAGCUCCUGGUGAAGAUGAUGGGGAAAAGCUGA
Molecule: messenger RNA, 882 nt
Organism: Nerophis lumbriciformis (worm pipefish)
Lineage: Eukaryota; Metazoa; Chordata; Actinopteri; Syngnathiformes; Syngnathidae
Source: RefSeq, a predicted model, not a curated record